GAAGAUCUGAUCAGUUUAUCCAAACUGCCCGAGUCUUUGAAACGUCCCAGUUGUCUAGAGCAUCUUUAUGACUGCGAGAAUGGGAAAUGGGACCCGGAGCGCUGGUACACGGCAAAUUUUGAGUCAGCUCCUGAAAGCUCAUCGUUGACUUUCACAAAUGGUAAAGAUGGCAGAAAAGUGACUGACCGAGACUACAAGAAGCGAUUCUCUCCAAACCACCCCAUUGAGCGGCUUAAGAGUGAAAGAGACGGAAUAGUCCUGAGCCCACAGAGACGUAGUUUUGUCACUGGUUGUCAUGUCAAGACGCUGCCACAUGCAUACACUCGACACCUGAGCUUACCUGACAGAGAGGAAUCUAAGGGUGACUGGGAUCAGAAAGGAGAGAAAGAAAGAGACAGCAGGGAGCGACCUCUGAGGAAGGCGGACAGUGGACGUAUACAGUUUGAGAAGGAGAGGAGCCUCCAUGACUCUGUGGACAACCAUAGUUACAGUAGAGAUGAUGAGUUUGCCAGGAGCCGAGACCAGGAGCGGGAGCGUAAGCGGGACAGAGAUCUGAGGAACCAGUCGGCCAGGGAGAGGAGAGGAGAAGGCAUUGACAGCUGUCACAAUGUGGAUGAUAAAAGCUACAAUGCUAGAGAUUGGAGGGACAGGGAGGUUGGAGACAGAGGAUUCAAUAGAAACUCACGAAGACGAAACAACAGACAAGAGAAAGAGCCUGAAUGGUACACAGGUGGGCCCACAAGUCAGACAGACGUCAUAGAGUUGAGAGGAUUUGAACACCAAGAGGACCAUGGGCAUCAGAUGGUGGAUGGCAGAAAACCAAACCAUAGGAAGGACAACAGGGCCAAUGCUGUAUUUUCUGCACAGUCCACAGACCCGGCAAGAAAAGGAGCAUCUGAAGCCAGCUCUCCCAUUAGCAACAAAGUCUCACCAAAUCAUUUGGGAGAACCCAGACCAUUGCAGAAAGAGCAGAAAGACAAAAAGAACAUUCCAAAUCACAAGCAGCAAGAAAAUCAAAGCCCCAUGAUGCCUCAACACAACGUGAGGGCAGCAACCAACAACAAACUGUUUGACUUUGAGGAGGUCUUGAGUGCCAUUUUACCCUCGGAUGAGAAUGGAGUACGGCAUGGCAGCCGCUUUUCUCGCUUUUUCCCGGAGCCUAAUGGAAGUUUGAUGGAGAGUGAUGCCUCCUCCCUAGAUGAUGUGCUUUUGUCAGAUGGCAGCCGCUGCAACAGUAUUGUGCCAUCACCUGUUCCAAACAUGGGCCCUAUGGGAGCCAUGCAGCAUUCUUACCAUCGCCUGCCUCACUUCCACGGACAGUCGGAGCAGCAGACCGGACCCCAGACAUUCCCUAAACCCCACCUGUCUGUACCUGACUCCGCUGGUGACAACAAUGGUCACCCCCCUAUGCUGCCGUCGCUGACUGCACUUUUUAACAGUGCUGCCAGAGGAGGCCCUAACUCCUACAGGUGGAAUGGGCACCUGGAUGGUAGCCUGGAGACACCGGACACUAGUCUCUUCACAAAUUCAGCGGCUUCAAGCAACAGUUUCAGUGCACAAGAUGCCGAGACCCAGCUCAAGGCCAUGCUCUUUGGUGGCAGCAGAGGAUCAAGUGGCUGUGUGUCUCCAGCCCGGUUACCAAUAGGUGUGCACCAAAGAGCAAAGACUUUGGCUGAGCUAGAGGCAGAUAUGCACCAGGACUCACCGCCAUCAAGCGGUCUCAAGCCAGGCGGUCCAAGUAGUACAUCAGACAGUGGUGAUAUAACAGCCUUCAGCAAGUUGCUGAUCAUGAUGAAUGCAGCAUCAGAGGCCAAUCAAAACAUGGCACAGAGGGAAUGGUCUUCUCACGCUGUCUCUGGGAUGGUACCAAGCCAUAAUGAGUUCAAUCUGGCUGUAAGGAGAAACAAAGAAAAGCAAAUGCAGCUGUUGCAACAGUCUCUGCAUCAUAGCCAGCACCCAGGGAUGCCUUCCCUACCCCAGCAAGCCUUCCAUCCUCAGAUGGGACACAAUGGGCAGUCAUUGCCACCUCAGAUGGGACACAGUGGGCAGUCCGUGCCAACCCAGAACCACCAGCCAGCUCAAGCCAUGAAUAUCCAGCAGUAUCAUCCACAGCAUCUGGAUGGACUUACAGCUCCCAGGCCAUUUGCUGAUCUUAUCGACCAACAGUCAUGUUCUGUCGGGAUGCCUCAAGCCAUGUCAACGCCACAGACUGGCUACAAGAGAAGAGCUCCAGCUGGAGGCCUAUCUGCUGACCCGCUCCUCAGUCUCAUCCAGCAGCACCCUCAGAUAAUCAUGAACAGUGUGUCACCGGCACCCCUUGGGGGCCCCAUCCAGGCACCCCAGCAGUCUCUGGGGUCUGGCCCAGCUCAUGGAUCUUCACCAUUGAUGUUUGGUCGGAUGUCUCCUGCAAUGUUGGGCACACUGUCACCUGUGCAGCCUUGUCGCUCCAGUCCUGCAGCACCUCAUACUUUUGGAGCCAGCCUUUCUAGAAGUGCAGUAUCGUCGCCCACUGAGAUGAGAGUGCCAGUUGUGUCCCGUGCUUUGAGCCCCCAGGAGUGGUCUGCCCACAACCAGGCAGUCGCACAGAGUGCUUUCAUCAACAGACAGUUGCAGGAACAGAGUAGCCACUUUCUACCGCAGGGACAAAACAGGGCGCUGUCACAGAGUCAGCAUCAUAUUGUUGUAGUCAGACCAGUUCCGUCUGCACAGCCUGUCUUGCCUCCUACCCCGCAGCCUAAAGGUGCCUCCUUAGAUGCUUUUACUCCAACUUCAGUUCUUCGCAAGAUGCAUUCAGACAAGGUCUCGGAGAAGAGGAAAUCUCCGGCAGAAAUCAAGGAGGACACUGGGCUCAUGGAGGGCAUUGCUGAGAGAAAUCUGGCUGAUCAACAUGGUGUUCCUCGUGAUGAAUUGGCUCAGAAGUCAGAGCCCAAGCUAACAGGAGACCUCAACGGUGUCAGCUUUCUGGAUGCAGUCAACUCAAACCUGACCACUGUCAAUGGUCACCAGGAUAAGCAAGUAGUCUGUGGUCAGCGGAAUGUUUUACCUGGUGCUCUGUCACAGCCCAUGUCUGUUGAGGAGAAGCUGAAACUGUCAGCUUUAGCAGAGAAACCAGGCUACCUGUCCCAGCUGAUAGACCAGUCUGGCAAGGUGGCUGCUGAAGCAGGGAGAGGGUCAAGUAGGGGAAGACCAGGCAUUGAUGCUGAAGAGCUACCACAAGAAAACCAAACCCAGCAGAUGAAUGCACCCUCCCCACUGACACAGGAGCACACUUCUGGGGACAGUCAGAGCUGCAGGGCUGUCACUGGAGCUGCUCCUGAGGCUCAAGGUGUGUCAGACUCUUCCCCAGCACCACCUGAUGUCCAGCUAAACACUGGACAUAGGCUGGUCACUGGCCGGGCUAUCACUGGCAGAAGUUGUGUGCAGCAUCAUUUAGAGGCUGCCUCUGGCCCUGUAGCUCAGAAUCUGGGCCUCCUGCAUGUGAUGGAACAGCACAGUCAUUACCAGCAGAUGCAGGCACAGUGCCAUGGUGUGGUUCUGCAUCCAGAAGCUGCGAGAACACUGGUUCCGUGCCUUGACCCGGCUGUGGCGCUCCCAGUUUCCUAUCACCUGCCAAUGUGCGGACAGCCUGCAGAUGUUGGCUGUGGUGUGAUGCAGCAUCACUGUGUUGGAGCUAAUGCCAUGAACUGCCAACAGAACCAGCACUUCUCCCACAUGAUGGCCAUGCAGUAUCCCCAGCAGCACUGUCUCCCUCAGCCCCAGCCACAUGUGAUGGCACCAUCUGUCUCCGCCCAGCUGAACCCCUACAGCCAGACUUCAGGACCCUUGUCCACGGCUGCUCUCCGGGUGGCCAUUCAGAGAUUGGCCUCACCUGCAGGAGCUGGUAACAUAAAUGGAGCACUCCAGCCGACAUCUGCUGUACACACUCCUGGUGGCGAUGGAGGUCACAGGGUGGACUUGACCUCUGGCAUCCAGCGCUGGUUCAGUUCCGACAUACUCAGGACUCACUUACCCAGCCUGCCCACUCUGCCCUCCCAUGGCAUCCAGGUGAUGACUGUGGAUGAGCUGGAAAGAGGUUGA
Candidula unifasciata is the source of this 4077-nucleotide messenger RNA. The record is from the annotation of a GenBank genome assembly. Lineage: Eukaryota; Metazoa; Mollusca; Gastropoda; Stylommatophora; Geomitridae.